AUGGGAGAGUUCACUUCAUUUGUAAAUACUGUAAAUGGAACUUCCGUUACUGGAAAGGUAACGCAGGGAACAGAUCCAUCAACAAGGCAAAAGCUUUGGGAUGUCCCAGUUGCAUCGUCCGACGACAUCGAGAACGCAGUUUGUGCAGCCAAAACUGCCUUCGCACAGUGGUCAAAGACAUCGUGGUCAGAGCGACAGAAUGCCCUCCUUGAUGCUCGAGAUGUCCUGAUCUAUCAUAAGCCUGCAUUGGCACAGUUGAUAACAAAGGAAGGAGGAAAGCCUAUUCAGUUUGCCACCAUGGAAGUUGAGCAUUCGAUCAACUUCUUACAAUUUAAUGCGAAUCAGGAGCCACUUCAAGAGCAAGUGAUUCAAGAUGACGACGAACUACGAUUAACAAUCCGAGAGAAACCACUGGGCGUCAUCGCAGCUAUCUGUCCCUGGAAUUAUCCCCUCGUCCUCUCUAUCGCCAAGGUCGCCGCAGCCCUUGUGACUGGAAACACAAUCAUUGUAAAGCCUUCGCCUUUCACGCCCUACUCCAUCUUAAAGGUCGUCGAACUACUCCAAGGAGUUUUCCCAGCCGGUGUUCUCCAAGCCCUCAACGGCGACGACAAGCUGGGGCCUACAUUAUGUCAACAUCCUGGCGUCGACAAGAUCACAUUUACCGGCUCAACUGCGACAGGAAAGAAGAUCGCUCAGGUGGCUGGAAAUCUUCUAAAGCCUGUCACAUUAGAGCUUGGAGGCAACAGCGCUAGUAUUGUCUGCCCAGAUGUCGAUCCGAAAAUCGUGGCACCUCAAGUGGCGAUUGGAUCUUUCAUGAACUCAGGCCAGCUUUGUGUUGCUAGCAAACGUGUUUUUGUCCACGAGGACAUCUACGACGAGUUCUUGGAGACAAUGGUCAACACAGUCAAGGAUUGGAAGGUAGCACCUACAUCAACCCUUGAGCCCGGUAUCAUGUUAGGCCCAAUCCAGAACGAAAUGCAGUACAACAUUGUGAAGGGCUUCUUCCAAGAUUCAAUAGAGAACGGGCACUGUUUCGCCCUGGGCGAGAAGCCAGAUGACACUGGAGACAGCUUCGUCAUCAAGCCUGCCAUUAUCGACAAUCCUCCCGAUGACGCCCUCGUCGUUACACAUGAAGCUUUUGGCCCUAUUGUUCCAUUGAUGAAGUGGAAGACCGAGGACGAAGUUAUUAAGCGAGCCAAUAACACACUAUCUGGUCUCGGAGGAGCCGUCUGGUCAAAGGACGUUGACCAUGCACAGCAGUUAGCAGACCGCAUCGAGGCCGGUACUAUUUGGAUCAACAGCUUUGAGAAGCCUUUGCCUCAAGCGCAUCUUGCUGGUCACAAAGAGAGUGGCGUUGGAGGAGAAUGGGGUCGACGGGGCCUGAGCGUGUAUUGUCAGCCUCAGGUGAUUCAUUGUUAUAAGUCCAAAGUAUAA
This is a messenger RNA of Fusarium musae, 1434 nucleotides long. RefSeq lists its product as uncharacterized. Gene Ontology annotation, molecular function: aldehyde dehydrogenase (NAD+) activity. The record is from RefSeq and is a predicted model, not a curated record. The transcript has 4 exons. Bases 1 to 1434 code for a protein of 477 amino acids. NCBI's taxonomy places the organism in Eukaryota, Fungi, Ascomycota, Sordariomycetes, Hypocreales, Nectriaceae.